Molecule: messenger RNA, 420 nt
Organism: Drosophila biarmipes
Lineage: Eukaryota; Metazoa; Arthropoda; Insecta; Diptera; Drosophilidae
Exons: 1
Coding region: 28-318 (96 amino acids)
Molecular function (GO): chitin binding
Source: RefSeq, a predicted model, not a curated record
UCUAGUGGACCAUCAGUUUGUCUCAAGAUGAAGUUUCAGCUUGCCAUUAGCGCCAUCCUCGUUAUUGUGUGUGGUCUUGUCCAUGCCUAUGAUGGUGACGGACAACCGGGUUGCAAGUCCCAAGUCGAGUUAGAUAUCGCAGUUUUCCGAAACAAUUGGGAUGCCACAUCGUACUGGAAGUGUGAGACACUUGACCAGCCAGCCACUGAAUUCAAGUGCCCCAGCGAAACUGGAUUCAUGGAUAGUCUCAAGAACUGUGUCAGCUGGGAGGAAUGGGAGUGGGAGAAACCCGUGGCCCCGAUCAGCGAAGCGAAUUAGGGACUAAACGCACCAAACAGGAAUAUAGAACAGCAGAAUGUGAUUAUUUAUGUUGUUAAAUCGAGAAUAAAAAACUGCACAAGGGGUGGUAUAUGCAGUAAA